Messenger RNA from Oncorhynchus masou masou (cherry salmon), 2752 nucleotides. RefSeq names its product probable mitochondrial glutathione transporter SLC25A39. Gene Ontology annotation, biological process: mitochondrial transmembrane transport. Gene Ontology annotation, cellular component: mitochondrion. NCBI's taxonomy places the organism in Eukaryota, Metazoa, Chordata, Actinopteri, Salmoniformes, Salmonidae. The record is from RefSeq and is a predicted model, not a curated record. Bases 486 to 1562 code for a protein of 358 amino acids. The transcript is spliced from 12 exons.
GUAGUGGGGAUGUUGUAGUUUCAAUGAGCAAGGUAGAGGCAACACGCCUGAUAUGGAUAGUGAUGGUGCAGAGAUGGCAGGAACAGUGGACUAGAGAUACGAAAGGCAGGCAUUUAUUUCAAGUACAGAGGCAAGUCGGGGAGGGGAGGACGCACAUUUAUAAUUCUAACAGUUUUUUUGUUGGCAGAGUAUUUAAUUGCCUUAAAAUAUAGUUUAAUUUCCUUUUGCAAGGGAAGAAGAAGAAUAACCAAGCAAGAACCGUGGUCAGACUAACGGAAGGCGUGUCUUGUCACCGCAGACGAAUCGGGUUGGUUUACUUGUUCCUAGCUCGAUAGCUUUGUCAAGUUAGCUAACAGCAGCUCACGGCUGUGAACAGCAUGUCCAUUCAACACUCAUGGAAACAGGCAACAUGCCAUGAAAUCCCAUCAAAUUCACAACGCAGAUAGAUACCCUUUAUAGCUACGCUAUAAACUGGAGUGGUCAGGAUGGGGGAGCGGCCUGUUGUUACCCCCUCAGCUGGGAUCACUCCAGUGCAGCAGAUGCUGGCCUCUGGCACUGGGGCGCUGCUCACAUCAGUGUUCGUCACACCACUGGACGUGGUGAAGAUAAGGCUGCAGGCCCAGCAAACACCAUUCUAUCAAGCUUUAGCUGCUGACUCUGCUUCGUGGAGUGGUGUAAUCCGCCCCUCCAAAUGGAAGUGCUUCCUGUAUUGUAAUGGCCUGAUGGAUCACAUCUAUGUGUGUCAGUAUGGGGCCAGCUGCACCAGCUGGUACAAAACACCAACCCACUUCAGUGGCACCCUGGAUGCUUUUGUGAAGAUUACGCGCAACGAGGGGGUCAGGUCUCUGUGGAGCGGGCUGCCUCCCACACUGGUGAUGGCGGUGCCUGCCACGGUCAUCUACUUCACCUGCUAUGACCAGCUCAGAGACUUACUGCGCUACGGCAUGGGGUUCCAAGGCAACUACAUCCCCCUGGUGGCUGGGGGUCUCGCUAGAUUGGGAGCAGUGAGUGUGAUCAGCCCAUUAGAGCUGGUGCGUACCAAGAUGCAGUCCCGGAAGCUGACCUACAGCGAGCUGAGGGUGUGUAUCCGCUCUAGUGUUGCCCAGGAUGGCUGGCUGUCCCUGUGGAGGGGCUGGGGACCCACCGUCCUACGAGACGUCCCCUUCUCAGCCCUAUACUGGUUCAACUAUGAGCUGGUGAAGGCCCAGCUGUGUGAUCAGUACAAUGUGUCUCAGGCCACCUUCUCCAUCAGCUUCACAGCAGGGGCAAUCUCUGGAGCUGUGGCUGCCAUCGUGACCCUACCUUUUGAUGUGGUGAAGACACGAAGACAGAUCCAACUGGGAGAGAUGGAGACACUGGGAGUCCCUGUGAAGAAUCCCACAUCCACAUGGCAUAUCAUGAGGGGAAUUUGGGCUGAAUCGGGAUACAGGGGGCUCUUUGCAGGUUUCCUACCCAGGGUGAUCAAAGUGGCCCCCGCCUGUGCUGUCAUGAUCAGCACCUAUGAGUUUGGGAAGAUCUUCUUCCAGAAGAUGAACCUUGACCGGGAGCAACAGGCCUGCUGAGGGGCUGUGUGUGUGGAGAAGCAGGGUUGGCUACCUUCUUCUGGGGCAGAAUGGGAAGAGACUAUUAGCAGCUGCCAAUGCAGGCUCACAUGCACGCUGUGCAAGACUGCUCCUGGUUAAGACGUUGCACCUAGAAACCUGAGCUUCAAAUCACCCUGGAUGAGUCUGUCUCUCAAUUCAGACAAAGGCAAAGACAUGAGGAAUGGGCUUUUUUUGUCUGUUUUCUAGCCCUUUCUAUUGGCCCACAGGGAGGCUACUCCUACAACUGUGAACACUGUCAUACGUGUAUCCAUGAAUGUGUCCAUUAGUUAAAUUCAGAACUGUGGGGGAACGGCCCUGUGACCUCGGGCUUAUUCAGGCUUUAGCAUGCUUUCCUUGCACACUAAAAGUGUUCAUCUUUGCUAGUACAGCCCCCUGCUGUUCAUACCUGGGAGAACACUUCUAACAACAACCCUAAAAAAAAAUGCAUGCAAAGUAAUCCAUUCAAUUAAGACCUUCCCUUCAACUACUAGCCCAGACCAAAUGCAUGGCUGAGCUGGGAUCAGUGGAUUUUCUUAAUGUAGCAUUCUCUCAUAUUGAUUUGUCAUCUGACCAAUGGUAGCCUACUAUACGAUGUCCAUUUUUGUGAUGGGAAUUAAUACAAUACUUAUGUAGGUGGGUUACCAUGGCUCAUUCCCCUAGGAUGAGAACUGGGUUUUAUGAGUUAAUUUGGUACUGUUGUUAUUCAAUUAAAUACUUCAGACAAAACAGCUGACAAAUUGACUAUGCUGUCUAAAAGGUGUUGACAUACUUUUUUUUUUUUUUUUUUUUUACAUGCUUGAAUGUAUGCAGGUUUUCUGUUGAUCCAUUUCAGAACUGGGCAGAGUCAAUAUAGUUUUUUUUAAGAACUUUUGUUAGAUUUUUUUUUAGCAUUUCAGAAAGAUCUGGAGUUCUAACUAGGCUACUAGACUGAACUGAGUUGUUGCCUUGAUCUUCAAUUUGUGUGUUUAUUAUUUCUUGUGUACCUUACAUGGAUGUAUAUUUUAUAUGCUGUGACUGGUUUUACUGCUGUUUUUAUUCAGUCAGAGGGAUACAGAUCAACUAACAGAAUGCCUAAUUGGAUUCAAAUACAUUUUUUAUUUAACCAGGUAGGCUAGUUGAGAACAAGUUGAGACAGUUGUAAAAUUAAAAAGGUGUUGUACCAAUCACAA